Sporothrix schenckii 1099-18 is the source of this 4251-nucleotide messenger RNA. RefSeq lists its product as uncharacterized. The transcript has a single exon. The record is from RefSeq and is a predicted model, not a curated record. Lineage: Eukaryota; Fungi; Ascomycota; Sordariomycetes; Ophiostomatales; Ophiostomataceae. The coding region runs from base 1 to 4251 and encodes 1416 amino acids.
AUGGCGGCGGGAGACGACCCGGCCGCCGGUGACAGCCGCGAGGUCACAGAGGUGCCGCCGACGUCAGCCACCCCGAACGAGCCGGCCGAAUCGAGUCUACCUUCCCCUACCAAACCAAAAUUGGACGAAGCCAAUGGGGCCGAGAUCGCCGCGAGGGCCGCCAGCUCCACAACGAGCCUCGACCAACCUCCGCACAAGGAACGGCCUGUUUCCCGCGACGAGUCCCCAGCCCAAAAGCUCGAAAAGGUCCUGAAGAAGCAGCGUGCCGCCGAGAAUCGGUCUACACCAUCUCGGUCGCGGUCACGAUCCCUCAAGGAGCCGAAGGCUGCCAAACCGGCAGUGCAGCCGAAUACCACAACGCCUGCCACGACGGCCGCCGCCGCGACUGGCGACUUUGACGACUUUGGCCUGCCCAUCCGCAAGGCCGAGGCUAUCCAAUACAACACGCCGGAGCCCGAGGAAGAGAAGCCACGACAACGCGCCUGGAGCUUCCGGAGGCGGAGCACGAGUCGGUCCGACGCAGACGGCACACCCAAUGACCACAGCCGCGCAAGCUCACGGGCGUCGAGCGGCUCACGGCGGCGAUGGUCGCUGCGCAUUGGCGUCGAGAGCCCCGUCGACGGCGCCAACAAGGCCACAGCCGAGCGGGGUACGGCGGCUGAUGGGUAUACGAAUACCACUACGAAUACGACUGACACCAUCGAAGAAGAACCGCGGACGCCGAGACCACCCAAGGCCAACGACAACGUCGACACCGAGGUGGUGCCCCACGCCAGCACCGACAGUCAACCCCAACCGAAGCCUUCGCAGGGUAGCAGCAACUUUGCGGCAGUCCAUGCGCGCGAAACUAGCAUUGCCAGCAGCGCUGGCAACACCAUGUCCGAGUUCUCCCACCAGAAGCUCACGACGGAAAAGACCGAAGAGAAGGAAGAGGAAGACGAGGGCUGGCAAACCAUGCCGGCUUUUGCGCCCUACGAUAUGUACGACGACGACAACCGCCUGAUUGCCAAGGAGCACGUCGAGACCGAGGCUGACAGCUAUGGAUACUCUGGGCUCGGCGGUGCCGGCAAGGGCUACACGCGCGUGCUGGUCGACGACGACGCCGAGAGCGCCACCAGCAUGGACGAUAAUACGAAUUACCUCUUCAAGACGGGCGCGGGUACCAGCAUGAUGGAGGACGAGGAGGAGCAGCGCGACACGGUGGCGCAGAUGGAGGCCACCAAAGACCUGCUGACCGAGGGCCAGCGCAUUGCCUACGUGGGCAUCACGCGCCUGCACCUGUACAACAUGAUCAAAGAGCUCGAGGAUGCUGCACCUACGACGUCGAAGCGCAUCCGCAAAGAGCUGUCCGUUGCGGUCGAGUCGAUGCGCAUGUGGUCCCAAAAGAUGAUGAUCCGCCUGUAUGCGCACAUGGACAUUUCUCUGGCGGAGCAGGUCAUGAUUGAGCAGCUCAGCGAGCACGGCGUGCAACCCAAAGACUUGACGCCAGCGCUGAUGGCCAAUGCGCGCGUCAAGAACCCCAUGGCUCACAAGGAGGGUGCCACUUCUGACGCGCCCGUGCCGCCCCGGUCGCCGCACACGCCCCAGGGUCCUGCGCCAAUCCCUUCGCCUCGCAUUGUCGAAGAGGUCAACGAAGACGCAGCUCCCUCCGAGCCUAGUGCAAAGGCCAAAGAAGCGCAGGACGGUGCCAGCGAGGACAGCAACAACGACGACGAGCACGACGACGAAGAGGCCGCCGAGCCGCCGCCGCCCUACAAGGAGAUUGAGGGCGAGGCGCUGCCCGAUGUGCGCACACCUUCACAGCUGCCGACAACGGCCAAGAUUGACAUUGACCUGCGGUGGACCGUUCUGUGCGAUCUGUUCCUCGUGCUGAUUGCCGACUCGAUUUACGAUGCACGGUCGCGCGUGCUGCUGGAGCGCGUCGGGGAGAGCAUCGAGAUCCCCUGGAUCGACAUCUGCAAAUUUGAGCGCAAGGUCACCGAGGCGCUGGAGAUGCAGCAGCAGGCCGAAAAGGAAAACUGGGACGAAAAGGACCACAUGGAAGAGCGCCGUAAGCUGGCGCUCCGCCGUCGCUACGUCAUGAUGGGCCUCGCCACGGUCGGUGGCGGUCUGGUCAUUGGCCUGUCGGCCGGCCUGCUGGCGCCCGUCAUCGGCGCCGGUCUGGCGGCUGGCUUCACCACGAUCGGUGUCACCGGCACGAGCAGCUUCCUGGCUGGCGCUGGCGGUGCUGCUAUCAUCACGUCAUCCGCGGCCGCGUCCGGCAGUGUCAUUGGCGUGCGCGCUGCGAACCGGCGCACGGGCGCCGUCAAGACGUUUGAGUACCGGCCGCUGCACAACAACAAGCGGGUCAACCUGAUUGUGACGGUGUCCGGCUGGAUGACGGGAAAAGUCGACGACGUGCGGCUGCCGUACAGCACCAUUGACCCGGUCAUGGGCGACAUUUACUCGGUGCUGUGGGAGCCCGAGAUGCUGACCAGCAUGGGUGACACGAUCAACAUUUUGGCCACCGAGGCCCUGACGCAAGGCCUGCAGCAGCUGCUCGGCAGCACCAUUCUCGUGUCGCUGAUGGCCGCGCUGCAGCUGCCUGUGGUCUUGACCAAGCUGUCGUACCUCAUCGACAACCCCUGGGCCGUGUCGCUGGACCGUGCCACCAUGGCCGGCCUGAUUCUGGCCGACUCGCUGAUCGACCGCAACCUGGGUACGCGGCCGAUCACGCUCGUGGGCUACUCGCUGGGCUCGCGCGUCAUCUUUUCGUGUCUGCAGGAGCUGGCGCGCAAGGGCGCCUACGGCCUGGUGCAGAACGUCUUCAUGUUCGGCUCGCCCGUGGUCGUCAAGCGGGACGAGUACAUGCGCGCCCGCUCGGUCGUGGCGGGCCGCCUUGUCAAUGGCUACAACCGCAACGACUGGAUCCUGGGGUACCUGUUCCGCCUGACCAACGGCGGCAUCCGGCGCGUGGGCGGCCUGAACGCGGUCGAGAACAUCCCGGGCAUGGAGAACAUGGACGUGACCGAGUUUGUGGUGGGCCACAUGGACUACCGCACGGCGAUGCCGCGGCUGCUGCGCGAGUGCGGCUGGCUUGUGGAGAGCGACGAGUUUACGGAGAUUGAAGAUCCGGACCCGGAAAACCACGGCGAGCGGCAGCGCGAGCUGAUCAACGAGAUCGAGGAGGCGCGCAAGGAGCUCGAAAAGGAGGGCAAAGCCUCCAAGAAGGGCGGCGCGUUCAGUUUCUUUAGCCGCAAGAAGAAGGGCGAGAAACAAGAGUGGGAGAUUUACGAGGACCUGGCCAAGCAGCGCGCCACGGGCGCCGGUGCGGGUGCGGCGGCCUCCCUGGCGGCCGUGGGCGGCCGGACCGAGGACGCCGAGGGCAACAACCACGGCAUUCUGUUUGACGUGGACGCGAUCCGGGCCGAGCUGGCCAAAGAGCACAACGGCGGCGACGUGGAUCUGCAGUUGGAGCAGCUGCAGGUGCGUGAGCUCGAGUCGACUCUGCCGCCCAUGAAGCUCGACUACUCGCCGGCGCCGAGCCCUGCGCUCACGCCACCAGCGCCUGCCACGACGCCCAAGGGGCUCGCCAAGAACGCGCCUCACUUGCAAAGCAACAACCGCCGUGUUACGGACACGGCGGUCGCCUACCGCGCCUCGCACGAUGUCCGCGAGUCGUCGUCCUCGUCGCGCCGCUCGUCCACGACGCCGACCUCGGCCGAGUACCGCCACUCAGACGAGCGGACGCCGACGGCGCUGGGCCGGCAAAUGUCGCUGCCGCCACGCGACGAAGCGGCGGCGGCGUCGCCCUCGUACAGCUCGUACAACCCGUAUAGUCGGACCGGGGCUGUGUCCCCGCACGUUGUGGACCACGGCAACGACGGCAUCUCCAUGACGUUCGACUAUGCCUACGACGACGAGCCGGCACCGCCGCGGUCGGCGAGUGCCACGGGUGGCACGGGCACGACGGGCGCCUCGGCAUCGCCUCUCACACCACCGACGCCGUUCUCACCAGCCGGCCCGCCGCCACCACCACCGCCCAAGGACCCAGCGUACAAGAACACGCCGUCACCACCGGCCAGGGCCGCCGGGCCGUCGUCGAGUGGGCUUGCCGUUGGUGCGGCCGCUGGCGCUGCAGCGGCCGCUGCGGUUGCCGUGACGUCGCCAUCGGUGCCGGCCAUCACUCUGACGGAUCCGUGGAGUCAGGGUGCCGACGACGACGACGACGAUUUUGGCAAGGAGCAGGAGAUUUCCAUGACAUUUGCAUAG